This is a messenger RNA of Gamsiella multidivaricata, 1006 nucleotides long. RefSeq names its product histone-fold-containing protein. Gene Ontology annotation, molecular function: structural constituent of chromatin; DNA binding; protein heterodimerization activity. Bases 173 to 577 code for a protein of 134 amino acids. The transcript has a single exon. Gene Ontology annotation, cellular component: nucleosome. The record is from RefSeq and is a predicted model, not a curated record. Lineage: Eukaryota; Fungi; Mortierellomycota; Mortierellomycetes; Mortierellales; Mortierellaceae. Gene Ontology annotation, biological process: nucleosome assembly.
UUGUUCUCUCUCUCUUUUUUUCUCUCUCUCUCUCUCUCCCUUUCCUCUCCUCUCCUCUCCUCAACAUCCUCUCCUCAUCCACUCCAACACCACUCCCUGUCCACCAAUCCUCAUCCUCCCUAUUCCCAUCUUCAGUCUUUUUUUUUCUUCACCUACCACAUUCAUCACUACAAUGGCUCCCCCUAAGGUCGCAGAGAAGGCUCCCGCCACCGCUGGCAAGGCUCCAGCAAAGUCCACAGCCGAGAAGAAGGACCGCAAGGGCAAGUCUGAGGGCAGCAAGGGCCGCAAGAAGGCCCGUUCCGAGACCUACUCAUCCUAUGUCUACAAGGUUCUCAAGCAGGUCCACCCUGACACCGGUAUCUCGAACAAGGCCAUGUCAAUUCUGAACUCGUUCGUCAACGAUAUCUUUGAGCGCAUUGCUGGCGAGGCCUCCAAGCUCGCUGCCUAUAACAAGCGCUCGACAAUCUCGUCCCGCGAAAUCCAGACCGCUGUCCGCCUGAUCCUUCCCGGUGAGCUCGCCAAGCACGCCGUCUCUGAGGGCACCAAGGCUGUCACCAAGUACACCUCGUCCAAGUAAACUUCCUCCCUCCACCCGAAGAAGGGAGACCGGGAACGGAAAGCCGCAGGAGACAAGGAGAAACCAAUGGACAGUGUGCGAUAACGACCCGACCUCAGGACGCGUCAUCAAAAAAAAAAACCAAAAAAAUAUCGGCCAUGGAUCGGGACCCGACUUUUUUUUCGACCACCUUUUGCGAACUUUUUUUUUUACCACUCGACGCGUGCUGUGAUUUGGAUUCGAAAUCAGAAAAAAAAACUUUUUCAUUCAUCCGUCAAGGACGUGUCGCGUAUUGUUUACUUUUUCGACCUUGGACCUCAACUCGAUCCUUCCUUGGCCUUCCAUGAUCACCAUUGUACAUCACCAUCCAAACCCAACUUUGCCUUUCAUCCAAUGUAAUAAAUCUGAUCUCGAAUUGCAACUCGUUUGAUGCAAGUGAUGAUGAACGCG